Molecule: messenger RNA, 3891 nt
Organism: Hyla sarda
Lineage: Eukaryota; Metazoa; Chordata; Amphibia; Anura; Hylidae
Product: membrane cofactor protein-like
Exons: 13
Coding region: 172-1326 (384 amino acids)
Biological process (GO): negative regulation of complement activation, classical pathway
Molecular function (GO): nucleic acid binding
Source: RefSeq, a predicted model, not a curated record
AAGGGGUGUGGCUAUGGGUGCACGUCAGAACAUGGGGGCGUGGCACUAAGGCGCUUUACGCAGCUGCUUGUACAGUAGCUAAUAAGUUUCGGUGUCAUCUGUGCAGAGCGGAGGGGAGCGACGAGUCCGCCAAGUAUUCCUGAAUUACUUUGUAAACACAGAAAAUACUCCAUGGAAUACCACUGGAUAAUCUUACUGCUUCCAGCCUUCUUUGCUCGUAGUCAUGGUUCCUGCGGUGCACCCCCCAGGCUGGACUUUGCAGGGCUGGACCCAGAGUUUAUUGAUAAAGAUAAUUUCCCUCUUGAUGCACGGGUAAACUAUACCUGCCGACCUGGAUUUAUAAAGAUCCCUGGAACCCAAAAUUUUAUAACUUGCUUAAGUGGCUCAACGUGGUCUACUCCUCAAACAUUCUGCCAACGACGACAAUGUCCUAGUCCUACUGAUAUACCAAAUGGAAAAAUGGAAAUUACAGAUACGUUGUUUGGAUCUAGGGUGAACUAUACUUGUGAUCUUGGAUACCGCAUGUUAACGAAAAGGAACUAUAUAGAAUGUCAGGCAGAUGGAACAUGGAGUACUCCGGUCCCCGUAUGUGAAGUCCAGGUGUGUCCCCCCCCAGAUGCAAUUCCAGAUGGAAGGUAUGAUCCAGAUGAAGAGGAGUACAAUUAUCAGGCUGCUAUAAAAUAUUCAUGCCUUAAUAACAAAGCAACACUUAUUGGGGAAUCUACUUUAUCCUGCACGGCCUAUGGAAACUGGAGCUCAGAUCCUCCACGUUGCAAAGUGGUUGAAUGUUUGAAUCCAGAUGUGAAAAAUGCACGAAAAAUAUCUGGGUUUAUUGGACCAUACAUUCUAAAUUCUGCUGUAAGAUUUGAGUGUUUACCUGGUUUUAUCAUGGAUGGAGAACCUUUUGUAAGAUGCAAUGUUAGUGAUCAGUGGGAACCUCCUCUACCUACUUGCCGCAGUAGUGCUACUACUCGCAGUCCAACAACAACAACAAAGGUGAAAGAGACUGAAAAGGAAGGAAUUGUUACUCAGAGUCCAGCAACAACAAAGACGACUAAUACUGUGAGUAACAACUCAAGUCCAGCAACAACCAAGAAGAAAGAGACUGAAACUGGAGAUGGAAGCAACGUUGGUGCUAUUGUGGGAGGAGUGAUCGGUGGAAUUUUUGGAAUUCUUUUAGCAGCAUUUAUUUGUGUGUGGUGGUUUAAGAGAAAAGGUGGUGAUUAUGUAGCUGGAAAGAAGCAUGAUGGUGGCACAUCAGCUAGCCAUCAGACAACUGUAGAGCAUUGUGAUAUGACACAGAUAGAUGCACAGGAAACACAUUAAUUAUUGUCACUAUGUCAGUUAUGGCAUUGUUGAUAAAUAAUGGCUUCUGAAAGUAUGGGAUCUACACAUGUAGCAGAGCUUAUAACCCUUCCUGCAAGCUUGAAGAUAACGCUCCAGUAAAGCUUUGCUCCUUUACAUUUUUCCAGAUAUGCCUUUGAACUGCAUCAUUUAACCCAACCUGGUUGUCUUAAAUGCACAUGAAAACCUGACCACCUCCUGGCUAGGAAGGCCAGAUCAAUGCCCACAGUUGCUCUUCCUUACUUAAGCCUUUUAUGAUUGCAGAAUUUGCACAUGGAAAUGAGUGAAUAUGAAGAUUGUGAACAGACUUUUUUUUUUUUUUUAUUCCCCCCCCCCCCCCGCAUCACUUGAUUCAUCGGUUUAGGAUAUUUAAAAUAAUAGACUGAUAUAUUUUUAUAAAAGAAAAUAACUUUAUUCUGGUUUAUUCUAUAGAGAUUUAAUAGUUCAUUGUUUCUUAAUGGUAUUAUUGUUUGGUGGGGGGGGGGGGGUGGAUACUGGCUUUCUAAAUAAAGUGCCACAUGGACAAUCUGCAUCUCUACAUGAGGGGUAGAUAAAAUAUUGUUGACCUGCAGGAUGGGGAACAACCUACUACAACUUUAGUUGGCAGAAUAAAUUAAUAAAGUACCAGCUUAGAAUUUUUUUUUUUUCAGCAGUGAAUGUUACAUUUUGCAGUGUAUCCCCCUUGUUUUCCAGUUUCCAGACAACAAGAAGCGUUUGUUUGUUUGUUUGUUUUUUUUUUUUUUUGUGUUUUUUUUUUGUUACACAAAUUUUAAACAAAUUUCCUUUUUGGUUAUGAGUUUCUUGAGUACUAAUAUUCAAUGCUUCUAUCAAAAGGUCUAAAUGAUUUUGUAGUGUAUAUUAGGACCAUCCUUUGACAAUUUCCCACUAUAAACUGUUCCCACUGUUAGUUUGCAGUAGGAAUCAAAAAGAUUCUCCUCAUUUUUAAAAUUAUUUAUUGAAGGUUUUUUCUGUAACUUUUUUUUUUACUCCUAUUAAUCAUUAAAAUGCAUUCAUACUUACAUUCUUGAAAUGUUCUUACUGUUUCUUUUAGCCAUAAAUCCACACCAUGUGAAUACAUUGUAUGUUAUAUCAUUUAUGGGAAAGAAGCAGCUUCCUCAGCUUACAGCAGCCUGUAGUUCCUCUCACCGUGCCAGGAAAAAGUACAAUUCGAUCUGUAGCAGAAUUCUGUACCAUACAGCAGAAAUUUUCCACUAUGAAAUUGGCCUGCAGUGUGGAUUGUUAAAUUCUCAGCAUGUCAAUUUCUUUUGCCAAAAGAGUUAAGAUUUGUUGCAUAUUUUCUCCAUUGCACUUUUUUCUGCAUUUGUAGAUUCAGUACUUUUAUAUUACAUCGCUGGUCUAUAGUCACCAGUCUUCAAAAAAGAAGUGUAAUACAUGGUCACAUGUGUCAUUGGAGAUCAGAAAAAUGUUGCCACAGGGAUGUCUGCAUGUCUGCUGUUUUGUUUGUGCUGUCUAUCUGCUGUUUUUUGUUUGUUUUUAGGCAGUCACCUGUAGUGCAGAUUUUCCACUGCAUACUUCUGUUGAUCAUAUUAGUCUCUCACUGGCUGAUUAGAAGGCAAACAAGUGUUCCUAAAAAUGCUUGUUCCCAAUAAUCUGCCCAUGUUAACGGGCCAGCCAGCGAUCAGACCUGUUACUAAACUCUUAUUAAUUGACUAGUACAUCUUUUUGGUCAGCCAAUAAAAUCAUUAUCUGCCAAACAUUUGCGAAUUUAAAGGGCCGUGUGAAUGACCGAACCGCUUAUGCAGCCUGGCCACAGGAUUAAUUGAGCCAUCUGCAGGCUAAACAACUGAGCACCAAUCACAGAUCGGUACACAGAAAGGGCCCUAACGUUGCACUAAAUGGGUCCCACCCACUCUCCUGGCAUGAAAAUAGAAAAAUGUUGAUUUAAAAAAAAGAGCGUAAAAUGAGUGUGUUAAACAAUGGAAUUAGUGUGAGGUUUAGUAUUUAGUACCUACACUUUGUGUAUUUAAGAGUAGUCUGGUAAAAAAUAACUUAUCCCCUAUCCAAGUAUAGGGGAUAAGUUAUAGAUCAUGGGGGGUCCGAGCGCCGGGACCCCCCGUGAUGUUCUGCAAGGGGCCCCGGCAGUUUGACGGAAGCUGACGCCUGUACCCUGCAGGAAGCUGCAGUAAGCACCCCCCCCCAAUGUAUCUCUAUGGGGUACAUGGAGGGGCGUGUCGGCCAGUGGCACGCCUCCCUUCCAGCUGAUUACCGGGACUCCGUGCAGGAGAUCGCGGGAGGUCCCAGCGCUCGGACCCCCCCUGCGAUCUAUAACUUAUCCCGUAUCCUUUGGAUAGGGGAUAAGUUAUAUUUCACGUGACAACUUUAAGCUGUAAGUGUAGACUGCCUAUGUGUAAACCCACACCCACAGAUUAUUUUCAUGCUAAUGUAAAUAUAUAUUUGUAUUUCCUUCCUUCCUUCCUUGUCUCUUCUAUCUCUAAAAUAAGCAGUGAACCAAGAAUAUGAAGCGAAUGUUGUACUAAAGAUAAUUUUAUUUUAUGACGACAAAUAAAUAAAUGUUGCCUGUCAAGA